Messenger RNA from Colletotrichum tamarilloi, 321 nucleotides. RefSeq lists its product as uncharacterized. Bases 1 to 321 code for a protein of 106 amino acids. The record is from RefSeq and is a predicted model, not a curated record. The transcript has a single exon. NCBI's taxonomy places the organism in Eukaryota, Fungi, Ascomycota, Sordariomycetes, Glomerellales, Glomerellaceae.
AUGAGCUUGGCUCUCCCGACCGGUACGGAGCUCAGAGUGGCCCAAGUCUUUUUGCUCGUAAGUGCUGUGUGUGUGUGUGGCAGCGUUGGGAAAUGGGAGGAAGUGGAGAGAGGGCCGGUGACAGUUUCACCAUGUGCUAUGAGCCAUCUGGUGUUUGCCUGGCAGUGGCAGCCCUCUCUGCCGUCUUCUCGUUGCUGGCCGGCUGUGCUUCUUCUUGAGUGGCAGAGUGGCUUGAUCGAUUCCUUGUUUCUUCUUGUUUGGAGAAACAGCACCACCACCAGGAGGCACUGCGACAAAUGGAGAGACGGGGAGAGCGUGUGA